Molecule: messenger RNA, 1810 nt
Organism: Morone saxatilis (striped sea-bass)
Lineage: Eukaryota; Metazoa; Chordata; Actinopteri; Moronidae
Product: flavin-containing monooxygenase 5-like
Molecular function (GO): N,N-dimethylaniline monooxygenase activity; flavin adenine dinucleotide binding; NADP binding
Source: RefSeq, a predicted model, not a curated record
UAUCAGAUCAGUCCCCACUGCUGUCAGUCGUACUUUGUCUCCAACAUGGUUCAGAAGGUGGCAGUAAUCGGUGCAGGGAUUUCUGGACUGACCAGCAUAAAGGCCUGUUUGGAUGAAGGUCUGGAGCCCACCUGCUUUGAGAGCAGCCAUGACAUUGGGGGUCUAUGGAGAUUUAAGGACAAGCCCGAGCCUGGACGUGCCAACAUCUAUCGGUCAGUGAUCAUCAACAGCUCCAAGGAGAUAAUGGCCUUCAGUGACUUCCCUCCACCAGCUGAGCUCCCCAACAACAUGCACCACUCUGAGGUGCUGCAAUAUCUGCGUCUCUACGGCCAGGCCUUCAAACUGAUGCAACACAUACAUUUCCAGACUACUGUGGUCAGUGUGAGGCAGAGACUGGAUUUUGAUGCGACAGGCCAGUGGGAGGUGGAGACAGAGAGGAGAGAGGGUCAGAGGGAGACACUUGUUUUUGAUGCAGUGAUAGUUUGUACCGGACACUUUACCCAGCCGCACCUGCCACUCACAGACUUCCCAGGUAUUGAGAGCUUUGAAGGCAGAUAUUUCCACAGCUGGGAUUACCGCAACGCUGAGGGUCUGCAUGGGAAAAGAGUGGUAGUCAUUGGAAUUGGGAACUCUGGAGGUGAUAUUGCUGUGGAUAUCAGUAGAGUUGCUGAGAAGGUGUACCUCAGUGCCAGGAGCGGAGCGUGGGUUGUCGGCCGUGUAGGAGAGGGGGGGCUCCCAGGUGACCUUAUUGGGACUUCUCGAAUGCAUACGGUACUGGAGAACCUCUUCCCCUCAUGGAUCAGUAAAAGGGUGGAGAAGAAGCUGAACAAAGCAUUUGACCACAAACUAUAUGGCCUGAAACCAAAUCAUGGUUUUUAUACACAGAUGCCAGUUGUGAAUGACGACCUGCCGGCUCGGAUCAUCUCAGGUCGUGUUCAGGUGAAACCAAAUGUGAAGGAGUUCUGUGGUUCCAGUGUGGUUUUUGUCGAUGGGAGCAUCAUAGACAAGGUGGAUGUAGUGGUGUUUUCCACAGGCUACAACUACAGCUUCCCCUUCCUGCCCUCAACUCUGCAGGCUAAAUCUGGUUACAGGCUGCGUCUCUACAAGCAUGUGUUCCCUCCUGCACUGAGCCAGCCUACACUGGCAGUGGUGGGCUUCAUCCCAGGUUUUGCUGGGUCCCUGUACUCCUUAUCAGUACCGUCUGACUGGGCCUGGUAAGUGGGCUGGAGCCCGUCAGGCCAUUCUCACUCAGUGGGAGCGGGUGGUUCAGCCUUUCAGGACCAGAGUGAUACCAUCUCAGGUGCAGCACUACUGUGCUGCUUCUUCUACAAUAACCACCGCACCUCCAUCUCCUUUCCUCUCACAUUCUCUAAAUGGUCUUUAACCAACAUGGCUGGACUAUUUUAAUCUUGUCUAAAGCAUACAUGCUAUUCAAAAUCCUCCUCUGUUGUGGUGUGUGCCAAUCCAAGAAAGCUGUAGUCCUCCUUUUUCACUCCAAAAACAAGUUCUACCACUUCCUGGUACCGUAGUCCAUCUGCUGAGAACAUCUGAUCUGUUUAAUCACAAUCUUAAAGUUGGUCAUCACAGGAGGUUUGUUUCAUACUGAUUCCCUCCUUCUAAAUAUAUCCAGAUUUGAAUUAUUUCUUUCUUUAGCCAUAGCAGGUGAUUUAGACAGUAGAGUAUAAAACGUAUUCACAUUUUUAGCCAGACAGUUGUUGUAAACCUUUAGUUUACGGAUACAAGAUUUCCCACAAUCUGCCCACAAUUUCCUUUUUGUACUUUUUGUAAAUAUAAAGUAAGUAUAGCAGUA